Molecule: messenger RNA, 679 nt
Organism: Durio zibethinus
Lineage: Eukaryota; Viridiplantae; Streptophyta; Magnoliopsida; Malvales; Malvaceae
Product: calmodulin-like protein 3
Molecular function (GO): calcium ion binding
Source: RefSeq, a predicted model, not a curated record
UUUUGAGCUUGUAUAACUUUCAAGAAAAAUUUUUGGUUAGGGUUUAUUUUUAUUUGUUCUUUGAUGGAAGGAAUGGAUCCAGCCGAGCUUCGCCGGGUGUUUCAAAUGUUUGAUAGGAAUGGAGAUGGCAAGAUCACAAAGAAAGAGCUUAGCGACUCGUUAGAGAACCUCGGUAUCUUUAUCCCCGAUAAAGAAUUAACACAAAUGAUUGAAAAGAUCGAUGUGAAUGGAGAUGGUUACGUGGAUAUUGAUGAAUUUGGUGGGUUGUAUCAAACGAUAAUGAAUGAAAGGGACGAGGAGGAGGACAUGAAGGAAGCUUUUAAUGUCUUCGAUCAAAAUGGAGAUGGAUUCAUCACGGUUGAGGAGUUGAGGUCGGUUUUGUCGUCUUUGGGGCUGAAGCAAGGAAGAACUAUAGAGGAUUGCAAGAGGAUGAUAAAGAAGGUGGAUGUGGAUGGAGAUGGAAUGGUUAAUUUCAAAGAGUUCAAGCAGAUGAUGAAAGGUGGUGGCUUUGCUGCCUUGAGUUCAAGUUAACAAAGGAAAACAAAAUCUAUAUUCUAGGGUAAUGGAAAAGAAAACGAAAAGAAAAAGAGAAAAGGAGGAAUCCUCUCUCAAGGGAUUCUCUUGUAUCAUCUUAUUGUGAGAAUUUGCAAUGUUUGAUUUUAUAAUUUGGUCACAAGCU